GCAUAUCUAAUUUAACUGUAUUAUUACAAACCCUCUCUUAUUGUUGGUUGUUAUGGUGAUUCAAGAAUAUUGAUAAAUCAAAGCGCUUUGCGUCAGCGACAGAAAAUUUUUGGAUGAAGUCACACUGGUCACACUUUUCUGGGUAUAAUGGAAGAAGAGGAAGAAACCAUAGUUCCGAUAAACAACGACUUGGAACGGAAAAUAGCCGAUGCAUUUGAGGUAUUCGACCACGCUGGGAACAAGAGGAUAGAUGUUCGUGAGGUCGCUACAAUCAUCAGAGGUCUAGGAUGUUGUCCUACUGAAGCUGAAGUGCAGGAAGUCAUUGUCAAGAUCGAAGAUCAUCAAACGCCUGGGAGCGUACAUCUGUUGCAAUUUCUCCCUUACGUAUCUCAGUUUAUAACUGAGCAUAAAUACGAACCUGCGACUCCUGAACAGUUGCUAGAAGCAUUUCAAGUGCUUGAUUCUGAAGGUCAUGGCUAUUUGACCAAAGAGCACAUUUCCACAUUGAUGACACAGGAUGGAGAGCCUUUUACUCAAGACGAACUCGACGAAAUGCUCGAGAUUGCAGUUGACCCCCAUACUCAAACUAUUCCUUAUGAAUACUACAUUAAUCAGCUCAUGGUGGAAGAGUCUAAUCCAACAAUAGCGUCACAGCAAAAAACCUGUUAAAAAUGAUGAGAACUUCACACGAAAUGAAAAAUAAGCACAAGAUGUUUGCUUCCAUGGUUAGGCAAUGCUACUAGAAUGCCAGAUAUAGGGACAGCUUCAUCAUUUAUUGUCUAUAUCAAUGAUGAUUCUUUGGAAGAUGAAUUAUUAUUGAAGCUUUAACCACUUAGUCUGAAUUUUGAAGGAAAACUACCCACUUCACAUAGUGUAAAAAAUAAAGUAGUGAAAAUUUAAUGUAUACUUACUAUAUGUUCCAGUCCUUCUUGAACUGAAUGAUCUCUAGAGAAUACCAUGCUCCUUUUGGUGCCUUGAACUGCUACUGGGCUUUUCUUAGCUAUGGUUUCUGCUACUUUGAUCACGUCAUCAAUCAUUUCAUCUUUGCUCCCAAAUACUCUGGAUACCAAUCCACAGCUGAGUGCUUCAUCUGCAAGCAUUUUUCGAGCAGUGUAGCACAACUCCCUUGCUAAACUCUCAGAAUGAAUGAUUUUAGGUAGCCUCUGCAAUGUUCCU
Acanthoscelides obtectus is the source of this 1176-nucleotide messenger RNA. NCBI's taxonomy places the organism in Eukaryota, Metazoa, Arthropoda, Insecta, Coleoptera, Chrysomelidae. The record is from the annotation of a GenBank genome assembly.